Messenger RNA from Didymosphaeria variabile, 1440 nucleotides. RefSeq lists its product as uncharacterized. The transcript has 2 exons. The record is from RefSeq and is a predicted model, not a curated record. Gene Ontology annotation, cellular component: ubiquitin ligase complex; cytosol; nucleus. NCBI's taxonomy places the organism in Eukaryota, Fungi, Ascomycota, Dothideomycetes, Pleosporales, Didymosphaeriaceae. Bases 1 to 1440 code for a protein of 479 amino acids. Gene Ontology annotation, biological process: protein polyubiquitination; protein autoubiquitination; proteasome-mediated ubiquitin-dependent protein catabolic process. Gene Ontology annotation, molecular function: cyclin binding; ubiquitin protein ligase activity; ubiquitin conjugating enzyme binding.
AUGCCGACCUCCAGGCUCCCCGCGUCCGCCUACGACGCGCUCGGGCUUCCAGAAGAGACGGUGAAGAUUGCGACAACCCCUAAGCCCAGCGCAUCGCCCGCGCAGAUCGCGUCGCCAAACCUACUGCAGAAUACGCAAGAGCCCGAGCAGCGCCUUGCGAUGAACGACACCUCGAUUACGCUCUAUGCGGAGCUGCUUCUACAUAUCCGGACAGUCACCUUGUUCGCGUCGCUACAUACAGUACACACGCGGCAGACAAAGGCGAAGCUGGCCAGCGAUGGCUGCGCCAUCACUGUUAGUCACGAAGGCGCGUCAGCUACAAUAAAGCUUCCCAUACAAGUAGAAGGAGGAGGCGACGCCGCUCUUUCACUACCAGCCAAUCCUCCGAGCAAGGAUCUGACUCUGCGACUCCAGAUCGAGGAGAAAGAAGGCUCUAAUAUGCUUGGGACACUACUAUCGGAAGACCGCAAAGCCAACAUCGUGCCGUGGGAUGGCGCGUCGCUCAACGACGCGACAGAUGUGACCAUUCAUUGCAAGAGCUGCAAAGAGGUGAUCGUCCCGGCAGGUGCGGUGCGCGAGUGGAGGGACCUGCCCAACGAGAACUGGGCAGAGAUGAUGGACUUCUGGCAUUGCCACAAGCCGGAUGAACACCAUUUGCACGAUCACGCAACCGAGGAGGCGAUCGGGAACAAAGGCUACGCUGCUGGUAACCGGCUGCAAGCCACGAGAGGUAUAGGAUUCGUAGAUCUGGCGAGCUUCUUGUUCAAAGACGAGGAUUGCACAGGUGUCGAGACAUCAGAGACCUCUCUCCAGUGCACCAAUUGCAAGCACAUCCUCGGCACCCCCGACACCACCUCCUCCGGCCACCGCAUCUGGAAAUGGUGCAUCGCCAUCACCUCUCCUCCCACCCCAAUCACUUCCCAUCCUCCCCAAAAAUGGAUAUCCGCCCGCCUCCUCUACCUCAUCGAAAACCAAAACGUCCGCCGCUUCCACGUCCACCCUCCCACUCCGUCUUCCUCUUCCUCUUCUCCAUCCUCCGAACCGGUAGCAGCCCUCCUCCUCUGGGUCUUCACACCCGACCUUUUCUUCUCCUCGUCUAUCAACUCGCGCGAGCCUACCCGCGCGAUGAAGGUGUUUUGGAAGCGAGAGACGUGGGCGCCUGCACAGCCAGGCGAAGUAGAGAAGGCGGAUGAGGAAGAGGUGGAGUUCCCAGAUGAACUCUUUGAGGAGUUGAGAAGGGGGUUGGAGGCGAGUCAGGGGUUGAUUCCGGCGAGUGCGAGGAAGUUUCAAGGGUGGGAGGUGGGGUUGGUGGAGAGGUUUGAUGUUGGGGAUGUGAAGCGGGAGGAGGCGGUUGGAGAUGGGAAGGGGCCAGACGGUCCUGUUGGGGAUGGUGGUAAGGUAUCGUCUGCGAGAAGAGUGUGGAAUGAGAUGGUCGGAUAG